Molecule: messenger RNA, 7913 nt
Organism: Hippocampus zosterae (dwarf seahorse)
Lineage: Eukaryota; Metazoa; Chordata; Actinopteri; Syngnathiformes; Syngnathidae
Product: unconventional myosin-XVIIIa-like
Exons: 43
Coding region: 357-7754 (2465 amino acids)
Cellular component (GO): myosin complex
Molecular function (GO): ATP binding; protein binding; cytoskeletal motor activity
Source: RefSeq, a predicted model, not a curated record
GCAGCUUAGAAUUAUAUCCCAGCACUGACUGGGCAUUUCGCAGGACAAGAUAGAAACACAGUUUUGGAGCAUGUAGUCAAUUCUCUACUGACAAAAAGGUUAAUAUAAUAGAAUAGAAAUGCAUACUAGGUGCGAGUAGAUUUUGUGGGGAAAUGCUGUAUGGUUAUUUUUUUUAAUUAACUUUUUAAAGUGCCUUAUCGUGACCUGGGAAACACGACGACAACGUGAUUUUUGUCUUUUUAAGUUGGAAAAAAAACGAUGAAAGGGAUGGUACAUACAUCAGCAAGGUGCUUGAUGAAGAUCUGCCCUUUUGGAUUGUAAACACAAUUUGAGUCAAGAGGCUGUAGAAAAAGUCCAUGAUGUUUAAUCUGAUGAAGAAAGAGAAAGAGAAGGAAAAGGACAUUGGCAAGAAGGAGAAAAAAGACAAAAAGGAAGACAAAAAGAAAGAGCGCAUGUCCCAAGCCGAGUUGAAGAGCCUGGAAGAGAUGAGCAUACGCCGAGGCUUCUUCCACCUCAAUCGGGGGAGCUCCAAGAAGGAAUCAAGGAGCAAAUUGCAGAUAUCUGGUCCUAUUCCUAUCAAGGUGACAAGUAACCCGGAUAUCAGUCUGGCAGACUUAGAUGCUGAGCGCCUCGGCAGCUGUGACACCUUAGCGCAGGAUGUGAGACCUGUCGAGGAAAACAAGGGUAUCGACCAGGAACAAAUACGCAGCUCUGUAAAGGAGAGAGCAGCUAAGUUUGGAGAGCUAGCAAAGUUGAAUUCUGGAAUCGGCCCGAGGUACCCGGCCCUUUCCCAGAGGAACAAUGCAUUUGAUACGUCAAGAGUUUCUGUUCAGAAAUCAAAGCCACAAUAUUUUCGCCAAGGAAGCAAACCUCAAAACAUAUAUCGGGUACACAUACCUGAACUUGUAGAAAAAACAUUCCCUGGUGUCGACUUAGAGUUGCCGGCACUGGUUGCUCCCCCAAUACCAAAUCCCAGAGAACUGAAGCUAAAGCGACGCAACACGGGCGAUUUUGGCUUCUCUUUGAGGAGGACCACCAUGUUGGACAGGCAACCUGAUGGAGACGUGUAUCGGAAAGUGGUGCACUUUGCAGAGCCCGGUGCGGCGACCAAGGACUGUGCUCUGGGCCUGGUGCCAGGAGACAGACUGGUGGAGAUCAAUGGGAUCAAGGUUGAGAACAAGAGCAGGGAUGAGAUCGUGGAGAUGAUCCGACAAUCUGGGGAGUCGGUGUUACUCAAGGUGCAGCCCAUUUUGGAACUGAGUGAGUUGAACCGUAGCUGGCUGAGGACAUCGCAGGGACCAUACAAGGAAGGCUUCAGUCCAAAGCUUUCCGAGGACCCCGUGACCAUUCUACAAGCAUCACACUUAGCAGCAAAGGCGAAGAAUGAAACAAACAUCGAAUCUGAGAGAGCCUGGUACAACACUGAAAAAGUGUGGCUUGUCCACAAGGAUGGUUUUUCUUUGGCAACUCUGCUCAAGACAGAAGCGGGGAGUCUGCCCGAGGGGAAGGUGAAAAUACGCUUGGACAGUGAUGGAUCUUUAUUAGACGUAGAUGAAGAUGAUGUCGAGAAGGCAAACCCACCGUUGUUUGAGCGAGCCGAGGACCUGGCCUCUCUUCAGUACUUGAACGAGUCCAGUGUGAUGCAUUCCCUGCGGCAGCGUUACGGCGGUAACCUGGUGCACACCCAUGCUGGGCCCAACAUGGUGGUCAUUAACCCCAUUAGCGCUCCUUCCAUGUACUCGGAGAAGGUGAUGCAAAUGUUUAAAGGGUGUAGAAGGGAGGACACAGCCCCCCAUAUUUACAGCUUGGCUCAGUCUGCCUAUCGGAAGCUCUUGACCACUCGCCAGGAUCAGUCCAUAGUCUUACUGGGCAAGAGCGGUAGUGGCAAGACUACAAACUGUCAACACAUCAUUCAAUACUUGGUCACUAUUGCUGGCAGCACCAACAAAACAUUCUCCACGGAGAAGUGGCAGGCGGUGUACACCGUUUUAGAGGCAUUUGGGAAUGCAUCAAGCUGCAUGAAUGGAAAUGCCAGCCGUUUCUCCCAUGUUGUUUCGUUGGAUUUUGACCAGUCAGGCCUGGUGACCUCAGCCUCAAUCCAGACAAUGCUCCUGGAAAAGAUGAGAGUGACACGAAGACCUGAGGGCGAGUCCACUUUUCACGUGUUUUACUACCUAAUGGCCGGAGUCGACAGCUCCCUUAGAACUGAGCUGCACCUCAACCACUUUGCGGAAAAUAACGCGUUUGGAAUCAUGCCUCAAACAAAGGUGGAGGAAAAACAACGGGCAUCCCAGCAGUUUUCCAAGCUGCAAGCAGCCAUGAAGGUUCUGGGGGUCACUAGUGAUGAACAAAAGCCUUUUUGGCUAGUCCUGGGGGCCAUCUACCACCUGGGAGCUGCAGGGGCAACGAAAGCUGGCAGGAAACAAUUUGCACGUCACGAGUGGGCCCAGAAGGCAGCAUACCUGCUGGGCUGUACCCUGGAGGAGCUCACCUCCUCCAUCUUCAAGCACCAGGCCAAGGGCGCCCUGCCCAGAGCCGGCAGCAUCCGCCAAACUUUGGAUGAAAAUUGCACAUCGGAUGCAGGAUCAAAGACUUCAGCCAUGGACUGUUUAGAGGCCAUGGCCACUGGGCUGUACUCUGAACUCUUCAAUAUCCUCAUUUGCUUAAUAAACCGGGCCUUGAAAUCCAGCCAGCUUCCCUUGUGCUCUCUUCUCAUUAUGGACACACCGGGUUUUCAAAACCCCAGGCUGGUAAAGCACGACCGCGGCGCAACGUUUGACGACCUAUGCCAUAACUACACCCAAGAACGUUUGCAGACACUCUUCUACCAGCGCACCUUCGUUCAGGAGCUGGAGCGAUACAAGGAGGAGAACAUUGAGAUUGCCCUCGAUGACACGGAACCUGACACAUCUUUUUCUGUGGCGGUGGUGGACCAAGCAUCGAGCCAAGCACUUGUGCGCAGCGGCCGAACAGAUGAGGCCCGUGGGCUUUUGUGGCUGAUGGAGGAGGAGGUUCUGCAGCCUGGGGCAUCAGACGAAAGCCUGCUGGCUCGCCUUUUUAGUUACUAUGGACCAGCUGAAGGCGAGAUCAAAGGUCACACUUUCCUUCUAAAAAGUGAGAAAGAUAAUCACUUCCUGCUGGGCCACAGUCACGGAACUGACUGGGUAGAGUACGAUGCCCGUGGGUGGCUGAACUACGCCAAGCAAAAUCCUGCCUCAAUCAAUGCUACGAGCCUCCUGCAGGACUCCCAGAAGAAGAUCAUCAGCUCUUUGUUCAUGAGCCGAGCAGGCGGGGCCACCGUUCUGUCAGGUUCCAUCGCAGGUCUUGAGGGUGUUUCCCAGCUGUCUUUGCGACGGGCCUCAAGCCUGAGGAAGACAUUCACUUCCGGAGUGGCCGCGAUCAAGAAAAAGUCUGUGUGCAUCCAAAUAAAGCUUCAAGUGGACGCCCUGCUGGACAUGGUGCGCAGAUCCAGAAUUCACUUUGUUCACUGCCUAUUGCCUAAGGCAGAUGCUCUUAAGGCUCUGAGUGGAUCCUUCUUCAAAGGUGUUGAAAGUGAGGCUCAAGGGGAGGGUGGAGAUUCUGGUUUAAUGCAGCUGGAUGUUGCCUUACUCCGUGCUCAACUGCGGGGAUCCAAGCUCCUCGACGCUCUCCGGAUCCACAGACAAGGUUACCCGGACCACAUGGUGUUCUCUGAGUUCCGCCGACGUUUUGAUGUGCUGGCACCGCACCUCACCAAGAAGCACGGGCGGAAUUACAUUGUGAAGGACGAGCAGAGAGCUGUGGAGGAGCUGCUGGAGUCUUUGGAUUUAGAGAAGAGCAGUUACCACAUGGGUGUGAGCCGGUUAUUCUUCAAAGCUGGGACCUUGGCGAAAUUGGAGGAACAGAGGGAUGAGCAAACCAAGCGGAAUUUAAUCCUGUUCCAAGCUGCUUGUCGAGGUUAUCUGGCACGGCAAGCUUUUAAAAAGAGAAAGAUUCAGGAUCUAGCAAUUCGUUGCAUCCAGAAGAACAUCCAGAAAAACCGAGGUGUGAAGGACUGGCCAUGGUGGAAACUCUUCACAACUGUGCAGCCACUCAUUAAGGUGCAGCUCACUGAGGAUCAGAUGCGGAGCAAAGAUGAGGAAAUCCAGAUGCACAAGUCCAAGAUUGAGAAGGUGGAGAAAGAGCGCAAUGAGCUGAGACUGAACACAGAUCGACUGGAGAGCAAAAUUGCCGAUUUGUUGGCAGAACUCGCUGAUGAGAGGAGCACUAGUGAGUCAGCAUCCCAGCUGCUGGAGAACGAGACGGCUGAGAGACUGCGGCUAGAGAAGGACAUGAAGGACCUGCAGGCAAAAUUUGAAGCCACCAAGAAACAAAUGGAAGCACAGGAGAUGGAGGUGAUGGAAGCUCGGCUCAUGAAAACUUCAGAGCUCAACGGGGAGCUGGAGGACGAUGAUGAUGCUGGGGGUGAGUGGCGCAUAAAAUACAACAGAGCCAUUCGGGAAAUGGAAUUCACCCAAAAGAAACUCCAGCAAGAGUUUGAUGACAAGCUGGAAACGGAGCAGCAGAGCAAAAGACAUCUUGAGAGAAGGCUGGCCGAUUUGAAGACAGACAAUGAGGACGUGCAGCACUCUGUGCAGCAGCUGAAGAAGAAGUGCCAGAAGAUGACGGCUGAGCUGCAGGAUACCCAACGUCAUCUGGAGGGACUCCAGAGCCGCAAUCAUGACUUGGAAAAGAAGCAGAGGAAAUUUGAUCUUGAGCAGAACCAGGCCCAGGCGGAAGUACAAAGAGAAAGGAGUCUGAGGGAAAAGCUGGCUCGAGAGAAAGACACAAUGGCGGCAGAGAUAUUCAACAUCCACCAGCAGCUUCAGGAAAAGGACGCUGACUUGUGCACUGCCAACAUGAAGGUGCAGCAGCUGGAGGCCGAAUUGCAGGAUCUCUCUUCGCAGGAGUCCAAGGAUGAAGCAUCGCUGGCCAAGGUCAAGAAGCAGCUUCGUGACCUUGAGGCCAAGGUGAAAGAUCAAGAAGAGGAACUGGAUGAGCAAGCCGGAACCAUCCAGAUGCUGGAGCAGGCUAAGCUACGACUGGAGAUGGAGAUGGAAAGGCAGCGACAGAGCCACUCAAAAGACAUUGAGAGCAAAGAUGAGGAGGUGGAUGAGAUCAGGCGGUCCUGCAGUAAGAAGCUGAAACAGAUGGAGGUGCAGCUGGAGGAAGAAUAUGACGAUAAGCAGAAAGUGUUGCGCGAGAGACGUGAGCUGGAGUCCAAACUGCUGAGCGCGCAGGACCAGGUGAGCCACAGGGACGUGGAGAGCGAGAAGAGGCUGAGGAAAGACCUGAAGAGAACUAAAGUCCUGCUGGCCGAUGCUCAGAUUAUGCUGGACCACCUGAAGAGUAAUGCCCCAAGCAAGAGAGAGAUCGCCCAGUUCAGAAAUCAAUUGGAGGAGUCCGAGUUCACUUGUGCGGCUGCAGUGAAGGCCCGAAAGAGCAUGGAGUUAGAGAUAGAGGACUUGCAUAUCCAGAUGGAGGACGUGGUGAAAGCCAAACUGUCGUUGGAGGAGCAGGUGAGCCGCCUUCAGAGAGAGAAGAACGACAUGCAGUCGCGCACAGAGGAAGACCAGGAGGACAUGAAUGAACUGAUGAAGAAACACAAGGCUGCGGUCGCCCAGUCUGCCAGAGAUUUAAGGCAGAUCAGUGACCUGCAGGCGCAGCUGGAGGAGGCCACAAAGGAGAAGCAGGAGAUUCAAGAAAAGCUUCACUCGCUGCAGAGUCAGCUGGAGUUUCAGGAACAAUCCAUGGUGGAAAAGUCUCUUGUGAGCCGUCAAGAGGCCAAGAUCCGUGAGCUGGAAACCAAAUUGGAGUAUGAGAGGACCCAGAUCAAACGUUUGGAGAUCCUGGUGGGUCGACUAAAGGAGAAUCUUGAGAAGAUGUCAGAGGAACGAAACCAACAUAUUGCUGCAGAGAACAGGGAGAAGGAGCAGAACAAACGCAUGCAGAGACAAAUAAGGGACAUGAAAGAAGAAAUGGCUGACGUGUCCAAGAAGGAGGCUGAGGCGAGCCGAAAGAAACACGAGUCGGAAAUGGACAUUCAGAGCUUAGAGGCAGCAAAUCAGAGCUUACAAGUGGAUCUCAAACUAGCCUUUAAGAGGAUAGGGGACCUGCAGGCCGCCAUCGAGGACGAAAUGGACAGUGAUGACAAUGAUGACUUAAUCAACAGUUUGCAAGACAUGGUGACAAAGUAUCAGAAAAGAAAGAACAAAACUGGGCAAGAGACAGACACAGAUUCUGAGGUAGAGGACCGUGUGGAUGAGGUUAAGUCUUGGCUCUCCAAGAACAAAGCCUCCUCCAAGCCCCAGUCGGAUGAGGGAAGUCUAAGGAGCGCCAGAUAUGCUGCAAAUGUGGAUGCCAAAGAUGUGAAUGAGGUUAAGGCGAGCGAUGGAAGCCAAGAUGGCAAAGACAUCGAGCAGAAUAGGUCAAUAUCUGUAAUGAGCUCCCUGAGCUAUCGCAAGCGUUCAAACCUCAAAGACUCCAUAGGAGGGACAGGCGACGAGAGCUCCCUCUUUAGCACUCUAAAGGAACAGCCCGACACCCCUGACCACACCUCACUUCGCAAAGCCAUAUCCAAGUCUGGCGAUCUCCAGGAGGACUGGAAGAAGAACCAAGCACAGGAUGACUUUGAUGACAAAGCCUCCGUCAUUUCCAUGGCCUAUUCGGAGGCCACCAGCAGGGCCAGGAAGGGUUUGGAGUCACGCUGGACCUCGCGAAACAGCCCUGAAUUCGAUAAGGAUUCCACUAUCUCCUCUGCGGCACCCAGCAGGAUAUCCACCAGGAGAGCGAUACUGGAUCAGGACGACACCAAGUCCACCAUCAGUAGUGUGAGUUGCUCUAGCCCGCCAUCGCUACAUCGUAGCAGCUCCUGGAAAGACGACAAGCGCAGCAAUUCUCGCCUGUCCCUCGCCCGUAGUUGCGGCCUCAGUGAGUUUGGUGUGCAUAUAGAUGACGACGACAAAGACGAUGGCCAAAAUCUUGCGUUUACUGAAGGAGGCACUUCCCCAUACAGUUCUCGCUCAACCACCCGUAGUUUCUCCACCCCGGCCCGAGCUCGCUCUUCAGACGGAAAUCCGCCAGAUACGUCUGACAUCAAGCCUGUCACGCACCGAAACUAUUUGGACCCCGACUUGGAGGCCGCCAUCAAUGAGGUUCUCAGCUUCAAACCCAUCAAGUUCAAGCGUAGUAAGCUUGACGAGUCCACUGAUGAGGAAGCAGAGGAGAAGAAAGGACUGGCCAGCAAGGAGGGAAGGAAGACAGAAGAUUAUGAAGGCCUCGGGUGCAGUAAAUCAAGCUUGCUUCGCUCUGCAUCCAGUUCGGCCCUGGACUACAGCAGUCGGCCAUCGAGCAUCCUCAGUAGCAACUCCCACGGUCGCAAAGACAAAAAAAGCAAAAUCACUCAGUCGGAUGACUCCUCUUCAGACGAUCGACACAGCAGGAAGAGCGCAAGGCGAAAGAAAGCCAAAAAGUCCAAGAAGAGAGCCAAGAAGAAGGAAAGCCAGUCAGAAGAUUCCUCUUCGUCCUCAGAGUCAGAAUCAUCUGAAUCCUCCUCGUCGGACUCGGCAGUCUCAUACCGCAGCUCGAACAGUGUUAAAAAGAGCCCGAAGCAGCCGUCUGACGACGAAAAGGGAAACGCGAGUGGUGGAACAUCCAGGAAGAAGGAUAGCAAAAGGAAACAGAAGAAGAUGGAUAACUUGAUGAUGAAGUACCUCUACAGACCAGACAGUGACUGAUCACAACAAAUGAAGCCCUCCUGCGUCCAGGCGACACAUGACCCAUGGCAAAUCGGACGUUGAGGACGAGGUGGAAUUCAACACAGACGGGCAGCUGUUGAGGCCGUGCUACGGCGAGUGCACGCUGGGCGAGAGCACGUCGUAACUCAAACUCGGGUC